AUGCCUUCGUCAUCGUGGGCCGCUUCUGUGGCAUGUUUGACAGCAGCAGGCACUGCUGUGGUGGCCUGGAUCUGGCUGAGGUCUCCGCAUGCCAACCGGGCCGAAAUCUUGAAGGCUUUGCGGGAUCUACGUGAGGAGUGCAAAGCGGUUUAUGCCGAAGCGGCUGCAACCGUGCACGAGACGGAAGGGCCUGCCAGCCAAGGGAAUUCAGACGAGGGUUCGGACCUUUCGCAAGUGCUGGAUCAGCCAUUGCUUCUUCAGCACAGCCUCCGAUCUGUCACCGAGCGGGCAGCAAAGGGUUUAGGAGGCAACUGGCUCGCUGACGACUUUGAAACUGCUGUACAGAGCUAUGCAGACGAGCAGUUUGUGAGGGAGGAUUUGGCCGAGCUGCAGCGAGAGCAUCAGAAGGCCCUUCGGGGAGAUCUGCUCCCGGCUGUGCUGGACCGAGACCAAGGCGCGCUUUUCUGGGAAUCGGAGCGUCUGCUGCCGGUGCUCAAAGAGCUCUGCGCCCAUCGCUUGCGAGCGCUGGAGGGGCUUCUUGGAGAGGCGAAGGCGAGAGCUUGCCUUGGGCCGAGGCUCUUGGAGCGCUUGGAGCAAGCGGAGGAGGACUUCUGGGCGGAAGCGGAAGCCUCCGAAAGCUCGGAGUCCAGGCUGCGUGGGCGCUCCUGCUUCGGCCCCGCCUUCCUCUUCCUCGCCCUCGCGGCAGAGCAUGGUGGACUCGACGGCUUCGGCUUCCGGCAGAGCUGUGAGGAAUUGGAGCGGGAGCUGGAUGCCCAGCUGGAUGCCAGGCUGCAUGUGCUUCAGUCCAACACUGCAGCAUGUGGCACCCGCACCCCCUGA
Messenger RNA from Symbiodinium sp. CCMP2592, 840 nucleotides. The record is from the annotation of a GenBank genome assembly. Lineage: Eukaryota; Dinophyceae; Suessiales; Symbiodiniaceae.